Molecule: messenger RNA, 2154 nt
Organism: Sclerotinia sclerotiorum 1980 UF-70
Lineage: Eukaryota; Fungi; Ascomycota; Leotiomycetes; Helotiales; Sclerotiniaceae
Exons: 1
Coding region: 1-2154 (717 amino acids)
Biological process (GO): carbohydrate metabolic process; cell wall organization
Cellular component (GO): extracellular region; cell surface; fungal-type cell wall
Molecular function (GO): glucan endo-1,3-beta-D-glucosidase activity; 1,3-beta-glucanosyltransferase activity
Source: RefSeq, a predicted model, not a curated record
AUGUCACGAUAUUCUUUAGAAGAUACUCAUAAUUAUCACGAUCCUUCCUCACCUGUAUCUCCACAAACAACUCCAUCGAGAUCUCUUUCACCACAACCACCACCGCACAAUCCUUCAAACUUCGCCUCAAAUUCAAACUCAAACCCAAACUCCAAUCAUUUAAUCUCACAAACUCAAGGAUCACCUGCCCAAGAGAUUGGAAUGUCAAAUUCUUCUGCUUCAAUUUUACAUUCACGGCAGAACUAUGGGGAAGUGGAACCUGUGAGCCCGAUAAUAGAUAGUCCACCAAUUCCUCCACCACAUCAAUCAUCACAAUCUAGUCAGGAAUCUAGGAUACGAAAUCAAAACAAUAACACCAUACCCGAAUUUUCAAACGUGACACCGGGAGUCGAUAAUUUCGGGAAUCAAGCCGCAGGUGGUAUCAACGGCGUUGCCAUGAGUGUCGCAAAUUCAAAUGCCAGGGAAAGUGGUGUGGAAACCGUGAGAGGUUAUGAUCCAACACAACCUUCAUACCAAGAGCCUCCAUUCCAACGGUCGUUCCCACGACAAGAUGCAUCAACAUCAUCUCUCACUCCUUUAAAUGCUGCUGCUUUCCCCACCGGAAUUUCAACUCCUUCUUCACGUUCUACUAUUUCUGGUCGAAAUCCUUCAGAUCCAUAUUCGGAUUCUCCUUACCCAUAUAAUCGAUACUCAAGGGCAAUUGACCCAGAACUUGUUGAAUUCGACCCUAAUACAAUUGCAGACGACGGAGACGACGGCUUGGGAUAUAGACGAGCUAAUAGAUCUUCUGUGUUAAGUCUAACUAGAAUGUCAGAUAGUGGAACACGAACACCUCCAGGAGGGAAAGCUGUGGCAGGUGGUGGAGUGAUAGUGACAUUAGGUGGACUUGUUGGAAAGAAGAAUGGGGAAAAUAUACAAUAUAAUAAUGUUACAAAUGCACAGAACGGAUUUAAUGGGCCGGAAAAUUACGACCUCAGUCUGGAAAAGAACGAAUGGUUAAGGAAACCACCGGGUGGUAAUAAGAAGAUGAGGUUAUGGAUUGCUCUACUGGUUGGAUUUCUGAUAGUAGCGGCAAUCAUUGGAGGAGCUGUUGGUGGUACCCUUUCGGGAAAUGCAAAAUCAGGUUCAAAUUCAGAUACAACUGAAGCUUCGACCGCGAACGGACAAUCCGCAUCAACCGAUGCUUCAAAAAAUGGCGAUCUUAAUAAGGAUUCGGCGGAGAUCAAAAAAUUAUUGAAUAACCCUGACUUGCACAAGGUAUUCCCUGGAAUCGAUUAUACUCCUAUGUAUACACAAUAUCCCGCUUGCUUGAGUUAUCCAGCAAGUCAAAACAAUGUUACAAGAGAUGUUGCUGUCCUCUCACAACUCAGUAAUACCAUUCGUCUUUAUGGUACCGAUUGUAACCAAACGCAGAUGGUUUUACAUGCUAUUGAUCGAUUAGGUUUAAAUGGUACCGUUAAAGUUUGGUUAGGUGUUUGGCAGGAUUCAAACACCACUACUAAUACUCGUCAACUUGAGCAACUUUACAAUAUCUUUGAUGAACAUGGAUCAUCUUCAUUUGUUGGUGUUAUUGUUGGCAAUGAGGUUCUCUAUAGAGAAGAUAUGACUGCCACUGAGCUUAUCUCCAUCAUCGGAGAUGUUAAAGCUAACAUGACAUCUCGUGGUAUUGACCUUCCUAUUGCCUCUUCAGAUUUAGGGGACAAUUGGACGGCGGAGCUCGCUAACGCUGUUGACUUUGUAAUGGCUAAUAUUCAUCCAUUUUUCGCUGGUGUUACUGCCGAAGAAGGUGCUAGUUGGACAUGGGACUUUUGGCAAAAUCAUGAUGUGGCAUUUAAAACCAAUGCAUCUCAAAAUAUUAUCUCGGAAACUGGAUGGCCCUCACAAGGUGGUACCGAUUGUGGUGGUGCUACUACAUGUGCUGUGGGUAGUGUAGCGGGAAUAACAGAACUGAAUACCUUUAUGGAAAAUUGGGUCUGUGAUGCCAUUACAAAUGGAACGAAUUAUUUUUGGUUCGAAGCAUUUGAUGAACCAUGGAAGAUUCAAUAUAAUUCAGGAGAUGAAAAUUGGGAAGAUCAUUGGGGUAUCAUGGAUGUCAAUAGAGUAUUGAAGGAUGGAGUGAAGAUUCCUGAUUGUGGAGGAACGACGGUUUCGUGA